Austrofundulus limnaeus is the source of this 2370-nucleotide messenger RNA. RefSeq names its product transforming growth factor, alpha (gene tgfa). The record is from RefSeq and is a predicted model, not a curated record. NCBI's taxonomy places the organism in Eukaryota, Metazoa, Chordata, Actinopteri, Cyprinodontiformes, Rivulidae. Gene Ontology annotation, molecular function: epidermal growth factor receptor binding; growth factor activity. Gene Ontology annotation, biological process: positive regulation of cell population proliferation; positive regulation of mitotic nuclear division; epidermal growth factor receptor signaling pathway.
GUUGUUGUUUUCCUGCCGGAUCAGAUGUUUGUGUUGAACUGCGGUCUGCAGGUCUGUCCUGUGAUUAAAUGAGCUCUGAUGCUGCAACACUCAUGUGAAGGUUCCUGAACAUUUCACUGGAAGCUGCUCCUCAGACUUUCUGUCUCCCAGUCGGCACGAUGUUUUGGAUCCUUUGGGAUGCUCUGUUUUUGCUGGGCGGUCCUCUCUUUACGUUUGGAACUGGUCCUGGCAGUUCAACAAUAGUUAAAGCCAACAUUUCCAUCGAUUCAAACUCUCCCGCUGCUCCAAACUCAUCCAGCAGCAACUCUUUGAUGGCUGCUGGCAAAGAUGCUCUUACGACUGAUAUUCCUACAUAUAAAGGUUCGCUUGUUUCAUCUGAACCUCGGUGGACGCAUCAAACGAUUAUAGAUGCUACAGUUUCUGUCAAUGUCACAUCUGCUGAGGAAACCUACAAUUCAACAAGCAGCAGCAGAAUGUCCUCAACUAAAAGACCUGCUGCGGCCAACAACCAUCCAGUUAAAAAGUUUGUGGCGGCUGCUGUUCGCUCUCAUUUUGACGACUGUCCAGACUCCCACCAACACUUCUGCUUCCACGGCACGUGUCGCUUCCUGAUUCUGGAGGAGACGGCUGCGUGUGUGUGCCACCCAGGUUUCGUGGGGUUGAGGUGCGARCACGCAGACCUGCUCGCUGUGGUGGCCACCAACCACAGGCAGCAGGCUGUCGCUACCGUGCUGGUGCUGUGUGUGAUCGGCUGCGUUCUCAUCAUGGUGUUGUGUUCCUUCUUACAUUGCUGGUGGAGGCAGGACUGUCGGAGGCGGAGUCGUGCACAUCUYUAUGUGACGGAAAAGAACGCCGCAUCCUGCUAUCCACCGGAGAGUGUGGUUUGACGUGACAUUUCGUUUGAGCUCGAGCUUUUUGGCAUCACAUCACACAUUUCUCAUCUAUGUGGCCCAGCGACCCUCAGGAUUGAAUAAAAAAAAGACAGAACUCAAAGCAACGUGGCUUUGCUUCAACGUGACACAGUUGAGCUUCUUUAAUACAGGAGGUGAGAUGCUUUGUUACAUUUUUUUGUCCACAAACUGGGACRUUUUGGACAGCAGCGAACGAUGGAUGUGUGUACUUUUUGUUCUUUUGUGUUUUUGUGGAAAACURCUCAGAACUGCAACAAACAGUCUGAACCUCUGAAAGUGAAGAUGCUGACAAACCCUGCAGUGGAGGAACGCUGCGUGACUGUUUUUUUUUUUUUUGUUACUCGCUCCAAGGACAUGAGGAAUUCUCUGCAAGGCCAUUAAUCCUGACAAGAUGCUUUAAAAAAAUUCCACGAUUGAUUUGAUUUUUGACAACGAUCACUCAUUUACAUAUCCCAGAAGAUCACAAUUCCUAUUUUUGUCUUUUAUUACCUUUACACGUUUUUCUUCUUAGAACCCUGCGAGCACAGAGGACUUUUUUAUUACCUGACGGUGGGAAAAACCGAUGCUUUAAAAGUAUUUUAGUGUCUGUUUGUUUUAAACUAGAAUCUCACUUCACCUGAUAAAAGUAGAAAUUGUUGAUCUGCUCUGACUGCAUUUUGCAUUUCCUGGACUUUAAACAUCAUUUAUUCUUAYAUACAAAAACUUGGAACUGUUCUCCAUCACUGUGACUGAUUAUUUGUCAAUUUUUUAAACUUUUUUUUUAAAUUCCUGAACUGUACUUGAACAUGACUUUUUGAAUCAGAGGUCUUUGUUUUGGAUUUACAAGCUGUAACUUAUACAUGCACAUCUUGGGUGGCCACGUUUUUCUCUUGCUACUUCAUUUGUGCACAUUUUCUACAAAAAAACUAAAAACUAAAAAAAAAAACAAACAAACAAACAAACAAAAAAAGCAUACUUACUGCUUAAUUGUAUGAAUAUAUAUUUAAUAAAACCGUACACGCUGCACAAUGGUGUCACUUGGAAACAGAAUGCAUCCACGUGUGGAGAUGCCAGAUCCUAGGACUAACUCUGAUGCGUGCUCUUAAACUGCAGCUCGUAUUUUUAAAGCGACAACAGAAAUCUGAAGAAUUGUAGCGAGAACUUUUAAAGGAAACAAACCUCUGAUUGCUUAAAAAAAUGAUCUGGAGUGAAGGAAUUUAAAAUAUUUACUUAUGUAUGCUUUGUGAUUAAAAAAAUGUAUGGAUAUAAUCAAUUUGAUGGUAUUUGCAUGCCAAAUAACUGAGAAGAUAAAAGUUUACAGGAUCUGGUUUUUGCUUUGUUGACAUUAUUAUACUGAUGUAAACUUUUUGAACUGCUUGGAGUGUUUAAAAAAAUCCCCUGAAAAGACCUUAAUGUUCUUUAUGUUGUCGCAGCUGGAAAGCUGUUUGCUUUCCAAUGAAAGAUUAAAAAUGCAAAUGUU